Molecule: messenger RNA, 1424 nt
Organism: Chara braunii
Lineage: Eukaryota; Viridiplantae; Streptophyta; Charophyceae; Charales; Characeae
Source: the annotation of a GenBank genome assembly
UCAGAUUUCUUGCCCAAUAGUUCUGUCGGUGAAUCGAGUUCUCUCUGGAGUCGAUUGGAACACACACACACACACACAUACACAUACACGUGUUUCGAUCUCUUGAUCUCGAUCUUGUUCAUCCAAUCGGACAUUGGGAAGUCAAUUUUCUGUCUGUCAGCGAGGAGAGAGAUGGCGCCAAUGGGUAUGACGACGAACGCAGAUGUCGAGAAUGCUGUUUACAUGCCGAGAGGAGAAGAGUCCUCCAGGAGCGAGGAAGAGAAUCAUGGUCGGCAACCUCGACUGCAGUCCGUUGAGACCACCCUCCUCGUGGCUAAUCCUGGCCCCCUCGGUUUGAACUCCUUCGCAAUUACGACCUUCAUUCUGUCUAUGUUCAAUGCCGGUAUUCUCCCUGCAUCCGUGGAGAAGGUAGUCAUCCCUCUCGCUUAUUUCUAUGGAGGCUCCGUUCAAGUGCUGGCGGGAAUAGCGGAGUUGGUCGCCAAGAACACGUUUGGUGCCACGGCAUUCUGCUCCUAUGGCGCGUUUUGGUUGUCCUUCGCGUACUAUGUGAUGGCUAUCGCCCCUGGAUUAGACAAGGAGAAGGUGCACAUCGCUACGGGCCUGUUCCUCUUCACGUGGACGGUCUUCACCACGUACAUGGCCGUCGCUUCGUCGAGGACGUUUCGCGCGCUUAAUUGCGCUUUUGUCCUCUUGGCAAUCACUUUUGCACUCCUGACCAUUGGUGAAUGGGGGGAGGUGAAGGGGUUCAAGAAGGCCGGGGGGUACUUCGGAUUACUGACCGCCAUAACGGCGUGGUAUUGUGCAUUCGGUCUGGUGCUGCUGGACACGUGGAAGUACGAGGUGGUGCCGCUUGCAUUUUACAAGCACAAGAUUAAUGUUGAUGAAGACUCCAUUGAUGUUGAUGAAGACUCAGUUGAUGAUCAUGAAGACUCAGUUGAGAUUCUGUUGGUGAUGACUCAGUUGAUGUUGAUGAAGACUCUUGAUGUUGAUGAAGACUCCAUUGAUGUUGAUGAAGACUCGGUUACUGUUGAUGAAGACGCGGUUGAUGUUGAUGAAGACUCAGUUGAUGAUCAUGAAGACUCAGUUGAUGAUCACGAAGACUCAGUUAAUGAAGACAGACUCUCUUGAUGAAGAGAAUAACCCGUUGGUGGGUGCACUUAAAGAAAGCUUUCGGGCGUUUCUGCUGCUUCAGUCCAGCAUCUUACCGGUAGUGUUUUUUGGAACGUUUUCAUUCGAGCGAGUUUUUUGGAAAUUGCACUACCGGUAGUGGUUUUUGGAAACGUUUUCAUUCGAUUGAGUUCCUUCUAAGGAUGGUCGUUUUUUUUUUUUUGGAGGAGGGCGGGGGAGGGUUGAUAGAAAAGAAGAAGGUGGUAAGCACUGGCUAGAUUGCUAUUCACACGCAAUAGUAAAAAUUCCGUUCCUUG